Trichobilharzia szidati is the source of this 1904-nucleotide messenger RNA. The record is from the annotation of a GenBank genome assembly. Lineage: Eukaryota; Metazoa; Platyhelminthes; Trematoda; Strigeidida; Schistosomatidae.
UGCUGAUUGAAGUUUGAAUUUCACGUUAGCGCCCAGCGAUAUUGGUUAUCCCGCGUACUUUAUUCUUUGCGCGUUGGUUUCAGUUUGUUGUUGUCACUCUCAGUAUUUAAUAUUUUUAUUUGCGUAAACUGAGUUAUUUGAGUUUCGCUAACUAAAAACCUUGAAAUACUACUCAACCUUCACUUUUCAGGAUUAAUUAUAGCAGAUAAUCGAAUUCUCAACAUAAUAUCAAUAAAAUCCUCCAUCGUUGUAACUGAGUAAUGCCUAAUAAUAACACAAAUGAAGAUGAUUGGGAGACGGAACCUGAUUUUGUGAAUGAUGUAACUGAAAAAGAGCAAAGAUGGGGUUCUAAAACUGUUGCUGGUUCUGGACAUCAAGCUUCUAUAGAUAUGGCAGCAUUAAGAGAAGAAGUGAAACAGGCGGAUCGUUUAGCUAAACUAAAGAUUGCACCUAAACCAUCCUAUGGAUAUGGUGGAAAAUUCGGUGUUGAACAAGAUCGUAUGGAUAAGUCUGCAGUAGAUUGGAGUCAUGUUGAAACCACAGAGAAGCAUACUUCACAAAAGGAUUAUGCUAAAGGAUUUGGCGGUAAAUACGGUGUACAAACUGAUCGUCAAGAUAAGUCAGCUGUUGGUUGGGAUCAUAAAGAGACGACAGAAAAGCAUUCAUCACAGAAAGACUAUUCCACUGGAUUCGGUGGUAAAUAUGGUGUUCAAAAAGACAGACAAGAUAAGUCAGCUUUAGGCUGGGAUCAUCAUGAAAAGCCAGAGUGUCAUCCAUCUCAAGUGGAUUAUGCUAAAGGUUUCGGUGGAAAAUUCGGUGUACAAACUGAUCGGGUGGAUUCCUCUUCAGUUGGUUGGAAUGAAACGAAUAAAACAGAGCUGCAUCCAUCACAAAUGAAAGCGGCUAUUUCUAAACCAGAUGGUAACAGUCUAAGUAGUAUACGUCAGCGAUUUGAACAGAAGACAACAUCGUCGACGAAUUCAUCUGCUCCGUCUGCAGCUCAACAACGUGUUCUUGAAGAACGUGCUCGUUGGGAGGCUGAACGUAAAAAAAUGGAAAAAGAACAAUUAGAAGAAAUAUCCUCAUCGAAGGGAGCCACAGUAUCGCUUGAUACAAAUAGAGCGGUCUCCCAAUCAACUGAUGAUUCCAUGAAACCUCCUACUCAGUUGUCGUCUAUUGGUGAUACGAAGAAGCAUGACAAUCCCCCGAGCAGUAAUCCUGUCACUACUACCACCACAGCUAUAUCAAACAACACAUCGGUCCUAUCUGAAUCCAAUCGAAUAAGUCAUAAGGAGAAGGAGGAAGAGGAGGUCAGUAAGAGUAAUGAUGCUAAUGAAUUACAUGAUGACUAUCAAAGAAAUUCUCUUGGUCAUCAUCAGCCCAACACUGAUGCUGUUACGUGUAGUCAAACUCCAGAAAUGUUCACAGCGAUAGCCUUGUAUGAUUAUGUUGCCGGUGAAGAUGAUGAACUGACCUUUUGUACAGGUGAGACAAUAACUGAAGUUGAGAAAAUCGAUGAAGGUUGGUGGAAAGGUGUUUGUCGACAUAAAGUUGGUCUAUUCCCAGCCAAUUAUGUCUCAUUGAUCUGAUGAUGAUGAUUUACGCCUUUCUUGUUUUAAUAUGCGGAACCGGGAUAAAAGACGUGACUAUUGCUCAGAUCUAUUCUAUCCAUCUACCUAUCUAGCUAUCUAUCUCUUUGUCUUUAGCAUAAAUAUUUAUGCAAUUUCUCAAUUGGAAUGAAUCUCUGAUUUUUUUACUAUUCUCUCUGAUUUUGAUUCUCUGAAAAUAUUUUGCUGACAUUUUCAGCUUGUUUUUUUGUUUUUAUUUCUAAAUUUUGCCUUCUUAACAUAAUAUGAUCUUUUUUUAUGAAUGAAUUUUUUUUAAAGAAAAUGUUAUUCUCUUUC